Auanema sp. JU1783 is the source of this 1875-nucleotide messenger RNA. The record is from the annotation of a GenBank genome assembly. NCBI's taxonomy places the organism in Eukaryota, Metazoa, Nematoda, Chromadorea, Rhabditida, Rhabditidae.
AUGGAAAAGGUUGAGAUUGAAGAAAGAGGGGAUUUAAAAGUCCACGGAGCUCCCGGUCAUUCCAUGGCAGUUCAUAAGGACUUCGGUAAAUUAGUGAUAGCCAAGAAAUCGUCGGAUAAAACGAUUAUUGAUGAUGUGAUAGAACAGUAUAAUAUUUUACCAGGAUGGAUGUUUGUUCUCGAGAAGGUGAUCUGUCCCAGAAAUGGUGGAAUCGAGUGUGUGAUAUUUGUUGGAGAGCAUAUUCUUUCAACUCAUUUGAACGGUUCUGUCACAAUAGCCAAUCCACAUAACGACAUCAUUAAAAGAACCCAACUGUGUGCGACACCUCUAUGGUCUGCUUGUGCUAUCGAUGAGCAUAAUGCUGCUAUAGUGACUCAUUCUGCUAACUUAUACUGCUUCAAUCUUGAGGAAAACAUCAUUAAAUCAACUCUAAACUUGGGUGUGGGAAACCGGUUAUUCUCUGUGGCUACACGGAAAUCAAUGUUUGCUAUUGGAGCAAGCGAUUCGUUAUUCAUUGUAGAUGGUGAUAGAAUCAAAUUCAAUAAAGCUGUGCCAAGAAAGGAAAAACGAUUACCCACUAUUGUUUGGUCUGUUAUUUUCAUAAAAGAUGAUGUUGUUGCGAGUGGUGAUUCUCGUGGGAUCGUUACUUUCUGGAACACGAGUAAUGGGGUCGCCAUUAAGAGCGUAGAGUCUCAUCAAGCAGAUAUACUUUCUCUUUGCUCUGUAGAUGGUGUACUAUGGGCUGCAGGAGUUGAUCCUAGAAUUAUGAGCUUUAAGGAAGUUAGUACCAAUAAUUAUCAAGUAGUUAAAAAAAUAAAUGGACCCGUACGAGACGUUAAGGCUUUAGUUAAUUACGAAGGAAGGAUUUAUGCCUCUGGGGAUGAUCACAACAUUUAUGUUGGAGAAAAUGGAUGCCAAAUCGUGAGAAAGCAAUGGAAUAAAGAAGUUCUGUUAGCGACAGGCUUAUCUGUGAUAAGAGGCAAUAAUUAUAUCGAUCUAUAUACUUCUGGUAAAGGAGAGAAACAUGUGGAAGGCAAAGAUGAAAUCAAUGUUGCUGUGCAGCCACUGUACUUGGCUAGAAUAUACAGUCCCUCCAAACUUCCGAUUACAGCCUGUGAUGUUUCGGUUGAUGGUACUCUCAUAGCCAUCUCCUCCUCAGAAUCAACUUCUUUCUAUAAGAUUAAUCUUAAAAAGAAGUUGAAGCCUAUAACUAAACUUGGCAUACAAAGCCGACCAGCUAAUGCUAUCAAGAUUUUCAAAGAUUUCGCGUAUCUGGCCUAUGACGAUUUCGAAAUAAGUCGAGUACCCCUCGAUGGAACCGAUUCCACUGUUGUUGUAGAGCAAUCUGGUAGUGGAAUCGUUUGCCAAAUUGAUGCUUCAUCUUGUGGUAAACAUAUUGCCGUUUUGACAUCAAGAUCUCAGCUAUUCGCUAUUGAUGCUAUCAAAGGAGAGUCUCGAGCAGUACGUGCCGAACUACCUAUAGAUUUCUGCUUCAACGAUGCUGAUUCCUUGUUUGUCUUGACUGUUGCUCCUGGUUUUGAUAUUCCAGAAGAAAAGAAAAAGAUUCUCUUCGAGUUCCCCAAGGCCGGAGGAGCAGCUAAACGUUCAAUCUCAUCUGCUAGCUUGUUUGGAACGGUUGGCGUUCGACCCUUAUCCGUGUCUGCCGUCCCUGGAGACAGGGUUCUUGUUAGUGCUGUUGAUGGGCAAUGGGCUAUUAUUGAUAAGGCUCGCGGCCAAGUUCAAUUAUCAACAACCACAAGUAAAGAAUCAACAUCUAUACAAUUCAGGCCGUCAUCCAGAGUUUGUUGUUGUAGGAUAGAAGUUCCGAUUCCGGAAACUAAACCUUUUAAAUUGAAAAAGUUUGGUCACCAGUAA